UCUGGAACUCUUGAAUCCGGGAGGUGGAGGGGCCUACGCACGCAACCCAGCCACCGGAACAUCCAACGGCUCAACAAUGCGCAACGGCGUUUUACAGUAUCAUCCGUAUCGAUUUUUCUGCGAGUUUCUCUUCGAGUAGCCCCUCAGACCGCAUACCUGCCUCGUCGCGCACGGUUUUUUUCUAAUUGAAUCUGGUUUAUGUUUACCGACUGCUCCUGAUCGUAUCGCAUCACCGACCGCUCAUCCCCGUCGAGCCUCUGCGCUCGCGCGCUGAUUGUAGCAAGUCUUAACCGCAAAAGAGAGAACACACAAUGGCGUCUGCAGGCCGCGGAAUACAAUACACCAUUCCAGCAAGGGAAGAUUUUAAUAAACUCGCCGAGGAACAAAAGACACGUAUCAACGAGGCGUUUGACCUCUUCGACUCCAACAAAGACGGCCUCCUCUCGUACGAGGAAUUCCGGUUCGUGCUGCGCGCGCUCGGGUUCGAGCUGCCCAAGCCGCAGACGUACGACCUGCUGAUCCGGCACGGGCAGAAGCCGGCCAACUGGCCGCACGACCAGGAGUGCGCGCCCGUGUACCGCCUCUUCAACCUGCCGACGGCGCAGGCGAUCGCGGGGACGCUGAUCCGGGCGCGCGACCCGCGCGAGGAGCUGCGGCGGGCGUUCCGGCUCUUCGACACGGACGGCAAGGGCAUGAUCACGCAGGACGACCUGCGCAAGGUCAGCAAGCAGGUCGGCAACAACAUACCCGAUGCGGAUAUCGUGGCCAUGAUUGAGGAGUUUGACGCGUCCGGGAAAGGCGGGGUGGACGAGGACGAGUUUUUAAGGUUGAUGAUGUCCAAGAAGUAAGGGGAAGAGGAAGGAAGGGAGGGGGG
Molecule: messenger RNA, 874 nt
Organism: Thermothelomyces thermophilus ATCC 42464
Lineage: Eukaryota; Fungi; Ascomycota; Sordariomycetes; Sordariales; Chaetomiaceae
Exons: 2
Coding region: 312-848 (178 amino acids)
Biological process (GO): spindle pole body duplication
Cellular component (GO): mitotic spindle pole body; half bridge of spindle pole body
Molecular function (GO): calcium ion binding; microtubule binding
Source: RefSeq, a predicted model, not a curated record